Messenger RNA from Rhizophagus irregularis DAOM 181602=DAOM 197198, 817 nucleotides. The record is from RefSeq and is a predicted model, not a curated record. Lineage: Eukaryota; Fungi; Glomeromycota; Glomeromycetes; Glomerales; Glomeraceae.
AGAACAAAUGGAGUCAGCCCUCAUUAAUGAACAAACAAUUAAUAAUGAAUUAACUGUAAACCAUGUAAAUAAUGUAAAUAAUGUUCAAAAUAGUGAAACUGUAUUUACCGAAUAUAUUUUUCCAGAAAGUGACAAAGUAACCGAUGACCAUGAAGAGAAUGACAAAUCUAGUAACAUGUGGGAAAUCAUUUAUUCGGAAAACAGGGGAAAAACAGAAGAUAUUCCACUUGAUUCAUUUAUUCGUUUUGGAUCUUGGGGACAAACUAAUGAAAUAUACAAAAAUUUGUCAGAAUAUCCUUUUUUUCAACAGAACAUUUUGGAUUACAAUCGACUUCGUCAAAUGUUGAUGGAAGACUUUCAGGAUCAAAAAUGGAAUAUUAAACAAAAAGAACUGGCACUGCAACAAGAAUGGAAAACAGUUCAUUAUGCAUGGAAGCAAAAGUUUGAAUCUUUACAAAAGACGAAAGGAAAAAUGAAACAAGACGAUAAUGAUGGAAAUUCUUCUACGUCUGGUUUUGCAGCCAGAUGGCCAGUUCGAACAAAUAGAGGAAGACGUCGUGGUGAUGUUGUUAGAUCUGAAGCUGAAAUGGAAGAAGUUAUGAAAAUACUCCAGGAUGAACAACGCAAAUGCCAAACUUGGGCAAAUGUUCCUUCCAUGAUUUUAGAUCCGAAAGAUAGACAACAAGCAAAAUUCAUUAACAAUAAUAGAUGCGUAUCGGAUCCUGAAUGUUUUUAUGAUUUUAAUGUUGACAUAAAUAUUGAUUGGACAAUUCAAGAACGAGAAUAUUUCUAUGAAUUUUUCAAAUCUUUUCCAAAA